Aspergillus ochraceoroseus IBT 24754 is the source of this 1318-nucleotide messenger RNA. RefSeq lists its product as uncharacterized. The transcript has 6 exons. Bases 242 to 1318 code for a protein of 358 amino acids. NCBI's taxonomy places the organism in Eukaryota, Fungi, Ascomycota, Eurotiomycetes, Eurotiales, Aspergillaceae. The record is from RefSeq and is a predicted model, not a curated record.
UGGGUGACCACAUGCGAAUCCUGGCUAUUUUUGUCCUCUAGAGUUAUAAAGCGCAUACAACCACAGGAAGUGAAAAAUAUUGGACUCGUGUUUCCAGAGAAGAGGUGAGCGGGUAGUGUUGGGGUCGGGGUGAGGCAGCAAAAAAAACAAAAACAAGUGCAGUCUUCUUGUCAAGUCUAUAAAGAACCUCACUCAUCUGUCCUGCCUGUCCUGAGCCCAUCUCUCCCAUCUGUCCCAUAUCAUGCCCGUCCCUACUGAACAUCCCGAGAGGAAGGAAAUGCGCAAAUGGUUGCGUAGCGUUGAGAGGCACAUCACAGGGUUGAAGCCAGACCACCGAAUAGCUCCAUCUGAGAUCGAUCAAAUUCAGUUUAUGCCUAUGGUUCUGGAUGAAAACUCCAAGGAUGGACCGGUCUUUUUCGCUCCUUUGGAUGAGUCUUUGCUACCGACCCCUGACGAUAAAUAUGAUGAAGAGUACGAUAUGAAAUAUGAUACCCAUGAUUCAAUCCAAGAAGACUGGAGAGAUCCGAAAACCUGCGCGCAAGCAAUCAACAUUUACUGGUCUACCUAUAUCUCUCACUACUCCCUCGCCAAAAAGCCCCCGGGUGGUGAAGUCGUGUGGUCCCCGGUUGGGAUUCGCAGCCGGGGGUAUAAGGACCUCUACCGCUAUGUGUUUCCGGAGUUUGGCUUCACCGAUGUUGAACAGGGGGAGCUGCUCCCUAUCUUACGCCUGAUGAUAGCCCACCUGAGAAGGGCCCGCUUUAUCGAUCAUAUGGUCGCACCAGUAAGUCUCCCUUGCAUUUUUCUCCCUUUGCUUUCAAUCCAAGUAGACCUGAAGUUUAAUCGCUUGCCGUGUUCGGUGAUGGCCUUUUCUUUCAUGGGGCCCCAGCACGCUCGCGUCAUCGAAGCCUACGUGGAAGGUCAUACCGUCGUGGUGCGCCCGACCAAAUUGUACGAUCUUCGAACCAAAGAUGCCGCAGCAUUCCAAAGUUUUGCUCAGUGGUACUUUGGAAAACCAUGUGCACCGACGGGCCAGUCUCAAUGUAUACGGUCAGGAGUUUUUGUAUUAUGGGCACAGGUUGAGCAGCGAAUGAUGCUUAUUUUCGUGACACUCGAAGCUACGACCUAUUGGAUAUUGACUUUCUUUGGACAAAGCUUAGGAUUCAAGCAUGUCAAUAGCGCGCCAGAAACCUUUGUCACUACGUCUGUCGAAGACUUGUCUACAUGCGCACGAAACCCUUCUUUGGUCAAGGAGGCUGCUAAGGAAGUCGAAGUAGACAACGAGACAUUGGAGUGGGACUGCCAGGAACUACGUGAUUGA